Messenger RNA from Anopheles darlingi, 2292 nucleotides. RefSeq names its product ionotropic receptor 40a (gene Ir40a). The transcript is spliced from 6 exons. The record is from RefSeq and is a predicted model, not a curated record. Bases 1 to 2268 code for a protein of 755 amino acids. Lineage: Eukaryota; Metazoa; Arthropoda; Insecta; Diptera; Culicidae.
AUGGGGAUUCGCAGAUUCUCGUUCAUUAUUCUGCUAUGUGGUGCAGUAGGAUUUGGUGCUUGUGAGAGACGAAACCUAUUGGUAGUAUCGGAACGAUCCAAUCAGUCCGGUAUGAUACGCGGUAUCUCUGAGAUGAUUAAUCUACUGGCGCCAAAAGCGUUAGUCAUCCUUGUACGCAAUGAGACCAAAAUCGAUCGGCUCGAUAAAUUGACUGUGAUGAUCCAUCGUCAUAAUAUAGCAACCUGCGUUUAUUACGAUCUGGAGCAGUAUUUCAGAUUCAUUGAGGAUAAUUUGAAAAAAUCGCUCGAAAUUACAUCGCUGCUGUUUUGUCAUCCCGAGGAGAUGGUACAAGAGAUUAUCGACCGUCGGUUGGCACACCGAUUAAGUCUUUUCAUCUUCUAUUGGGGAGCAAAACAGCUGACAAGACGGUUGGAUAGCGCCUUGUUGAAGGAACCUUUUCGCGUUGCGGUUAUUACCAACCCGAGACGGAACAUCUUUCGCAUAUACUACAACCAAGCGAAACCCAAUAAUCGUGGUGAGAUGCUAAGCGCAAAUUGGUUCGAUGGGAAUGAUAUGACCUUUAAGCGGAUACCUUUGCUACCGACACCGACGGAAGUGUACAAGAAUUUUGAAGGACGCAUUUUUAAUAUUCCCGUGAUACACAAACCACCGUGGCAUUUCGUUGUCUAUGGCAAUGGUAGCAACAGCGGGGGCUCCGGCAGCUUCAGAAACGGUACCAUGGACGUAGGCUACGAGAUGGAUCGGGAAAAUAAUAUUACAAUAGAAAGCGAGGAUACCUACAUAGAAGUUACAGGAGGCCGAGAUCACAACCUUAUGCAGCUGAUAGCCAAACGGAUGAACUUCAGUUUUCAGUAUGUGGAGCCGCCAGAAAAAAUCCAAGGUAUCGCGCUCGGUACUGGAAAGAAUGCCAGUUUUUCUGGCGCCCUUGGUAUGCUGGAGCGUCGAGAGGUGGAGCUGUUUUUAGGCGAUGUGGGGUUACACUGGGAACGGAUGAAAGCGGUUGAGUUUUCAUUCUUCACGUUGGCCGAUUCGGCAGCAUUUGUGACGCACGCACCGCGCAAACUGAACGAAGCGUUAGCCCUGGUGCGUCCAUUUCAAGUGUCCGUUUGGCCACCCCUAAUCAUAACGAUUCUUCUUUCGGGACCCAUACUGUACUUCAUCAUAUCGACACCUCAUCGAUGGAAGCAUUGGACGGUCCAGCAACAACACCGUAGCAACUAUUUCGAACGACGGCGACAGCUACAGAAGCGCAAGCCUGCCUACUACAAUCUUCAAUAUCUGCAGGAAAUGAGCUACGGUGGCGUGAGGCUGGGUAGAACACGGAUAAUUGGUGGAGUACAGGAAUAUCCGAGUUUGGAUCGUUGCAUUUGGUACACGAUCAAUGUUUAUUUGAGACAAUCGGCCAAUAUACCGUAUGAUGGACAUCUGGCACGGUUCUUUUCGAUCCUGCUUUGGCUGUGUGCUACCUAUGUAUUGGGGGAUGUCUAUUCCGCACAACUCACUUCUCAACUUGCUAGACCAGCUCGCGAAAGUCCUAUCAACACGCUGGGUCGGCUAGAGCAGCGGAUGAUCCAUGAUGGUUACCAGCUGCUAGUAGAGCGCCAAAGCGCGUUUCAUGCUGCUCUCGUAAACUCUUCGGGAAUUUUGCAACGACUAUACCGUCUCACGCAAGAACGUUCUGUCAACGAUUCCUUCUUGGUUCGCUCGGUUGAAGAAGGCAUACGUACGAUUACGUACGAUACAAAACUGGCCGUUUUGGGGGGGCGUGAAACACUGUACUUCAACACUAAACGAUAUGGCGCCAAUCGUUUUCAGUUGAGCGAAAAGCUCUAUACACGCUACUCGGCCGUUGCCGUGCAGAUUGGCUGCCCAUUUCUGGAUAGCCUGAACGAAGUAAUCAUGCGACUAUUCGAGGCUGGUAUUAUAGAGAAAAUAACGAUUGCCGAGUACGAGCGGAUGUUUGGCCGGCAGAAUGAUGUGGUUUCACAUUCGGAAGAGACCAUUCGUUCAACCAAAUCCACCAACUCUGAAUGCGAGAUCGAUGGUACCGGUAGCAAAAGGAAGUACGACCCAAAUGAGAAGCUGCAACCAAUGAAUUUACGCAUGCUUCAAGGAGCAUUCCUAGUUUUGGCAUGCGGACACUCAUUAGGAGGAUUUUGCCUGUUUCUAGAAAGACAUAAAACUGUAAUGGAUUGCUGCAUCGCCAGAGUUUGGAGUGUCUGUAUCCGCGCAAAACAAUUGUUUUAGAAACUCUUAAAUCCUUUUUAAAGA